Molecule: messenger RNA, 402 nt
Organism: Trichoderma citrinoviride
Lineage: Eukaryota; Fungi; Ascomycota; Sordariomycetes; Hypocreales; Hypocreaceae
Exons: 2
Coding region: 1-402 (133 amino acids)
Source: RefSeq, a predicted model, not a curated record
AUGAAGAUGAUUGGGCUAUAUAACCGCAGCAUGAUGCUCGACGCGCUGCACGGCGUCGCCGCGAGGCCGUUUACCAGGGGCCUUGGGUGGACGAUGGAGGAGGUGGAGGUGUAUCUGGUGGGAGUGAGGAGGGAUUUGAUGGAUGCGAGUCAGCAUGGCACGCAAGAGAUCGUCGUCAACCAUGGGGCUCUGCCGGAACCGGGAACGGCGGGGUACGCGGGGUACGUCGAGGACAAGAACCAUGACCUGUUCAUGCAGGUCACUGUGAAUGCCAGGGAGAGGGAGCCGGACGUCUGGAGGCAGCUCUUUGCGCAGGCGGACGAGCGCUUCCGGUUCGUCGACUUCUGGAGGCCGGAGAGGUUGAGGAUGUGGUUCGUCGAGGCGGAGUGGACAGGGGAGUGA